Molecule: messenger RNA, 2186 nt
Organism: Rhopalosiphum padi (bird cherry-oat aphid)
Lineage: Eukaryota; Metazoa; Arthropoda; Insecta; Hemiptera; Aphididae
Exons: 6
Coding region: 1306-1788 (160 amino acids)
Source: RefSeq, a predicted model, not a curated record
UGCGGCCGAAUUUUGGUCUGUCGUUUUCUGUGUACACAUACGUAUUAAAUAUAUUAUAAUAUAUUACGUACUAUACAUAUUAAUAAUUUGUUGACAUCACGUCGACACAGUUUUUUUUUUUUUUGUUUUUCUCUUGACGUUAUUUUUUUCGGCUGCCUACGUCUCGACGGUCCUCUUGUAGAUGAACACGAGCCACAGAGUUCGUUCGACCAUCUAACGAGUCAAAACGCGCGCGAGUUUUAGAAUACAUAACAGGCCGUGUUCGUCCAUCUCCGCGAUACGCAGAGGUUCGCAUAGCUGUAGUAGAUGGCCAGCAUCACGAUUGUAGUACAACUAUUUGAAAAAAUGUUAACGUAAUUUAAUUCAUUGUUCGCUGAUAAGUUAUGAUGUUUCUUACGUACGCUAAAUUAUUAUGAAGACGCGCACACAAGAUAUUCCGAGAGGUUUGCAUCGCACCAACAAUCGCGUAUAAUAAGUCAAAAGUCGGUCGGCCGCAGAGCGAUGUCAUCAAAUUAAUCAUAUUGAAAAAUAUGGAUUAAAAUCUACGUUUUUUAAAUUAUUAUAUUUUUAUAAUAUUCUUGAGGACUAGAAUUCAAUUUUUUAGAUUACUUACUUCGAUGUACCAUUAAAAUGUUAUCUAAAACAUCAAUUUAUCUGAAUUUUGAUUUCUAUAAAUUCAAACAAGCCAAAUCAAAUUUUGUUUCAACAUCUAAAAAUUAAAAUUACAUUCAUCACCCCGUUCAGACUCUAAUACUCAUACUGUCAUUUGAAAAAGUACCUUAUUAUAUCUAUCAACUUAAAGUGGACAUUUUUUUAAGCGAGGCCAUUUGUUCGGGUAUUCCUAUUGAAACACAAUCUUUGUCAACGACAUCACAUUAUUACAAUGAAGUAUCGCCAGUCCGAGAGACGUCUGAAUAUGUAUUAUGUAGCUCCGCAGUCGCGCCCGAUUUACGCGCGACAAUGACGUGAGUGCACUUGCCUCUACGCGUAUUUUCGUGCGGACGUUCGUCUACAUCUUAGGCACGCACUAAGACAAUAAUGAUACAAUAAAAUAUGUGUACGUGCCGACGUAUAAUAAUAUUAUAAUCGCUAGAUCACAGAUCACCGACAAUGCAGUACAUAUAGAGGAAGAUGAUGGAGUAAAAAAUUGUGACGGAGAAGCGAUCGAUGAUCAAAAAAACUCUCAAAUAUUAAAACAGACCUUUAUACAAUUCGAUGAGUACGUAAUGAUUCGUGCGUUUCAACACAGUACUCGGUGAUGAGGCGUGUGGUACGGAGUUGUAUAGCAAAGUGUUUGUCAACACAAUGGUGGAUACCAAUCGAGAUAACAAAAACAUCAUGACAAGCAAAGGCAUACUGAAACGGCGCAUUUUUGUCCGAAACGAUAUGCCGGCCCAGGCCACAUCUGCCAAACUACUUCAAGACAGCGGCGGGUGCUGUAUGGCGAACGCGUGCAAACGAUACGUAACGUUUGACGAAACGAUCACGAUUAAGAACGACAAUGAUCUAGUGGUUAGGAAGCCGCUGAAGUUAGAACUUUUCAUCGACAACUGGAAGUCGAACGGUACGGAAGCGCAUACCGAAACGAUUCAGCCCGAUCCUGGGAUUGUCAAACGUCUUGUCGACGAGUUCAACACGAUUGAAGAACCGUUAACCGAUAGUUCCAAAAUCGAAUCUACAUCGAUUAAGGAAGAUAAAUUUAAGGAAGACGAGCCAGUGAAAAGCUGUACAAAUAUCCCGCUCUGCGAAGCCUUGAAAACUGUCAAUUUAACCACAGACGACCAGUAAACGGAAAAUGCUAUUUUCUAUCAAACGCAUAUUUUUGAAUUGUUAGCAUGGACAAAAUAAACGUCUAAAAAAGUGCAUUUAUCAACGUCUUUAAUCUUUAUAUAAUGUAAUGAGUUGAACAGGAAUAUAAUAACGUCUCUUACAGGUUUCUUGCUUCGAUCGGUAUCUCUAAACAUUAAAUAGUCACUGAAUGUAAUAUUUCAUUUAGUCAUCACAUUGUUAUAGGUGUAUUAUGUAUGCAUGAAUAUAUUUUUUUGUUUUUUUAGAAAGCGUCGUCACCAAAGUUAAUUAACGGUAAAUCGUCGUUACGCGGUCGAUCCCAAAGAUCUGGCAAAGUAAACGAUCUUAUUAAUAUGUUCAAUUUGAAAUCGACCAACGACAAAACGAAAGAGUUUGAA